Magallana angulata is the source of this 3230-nucleotide messenger RNA. RefSeq lists its product as uncharacterized. The record is from RefSeq and is a predicted model, not a curated record. The transcript is spliced from 7 exons. Lineage: Eukaryota; Metazoa; Mollusca; Bivalvia; Ostreida; Ostreidae. Bases 128 to 1759 code for a protein of 543 amino acids.
GGUCUGUGGAUUAAUUCACCAAUCUUACCUCCAAGGUGGAACUUAGGCCUGAUCGGACGAAGUGAGGAAAAGUGUUAUAUUUAUUGAACUUGUGACAUACUGUACUGUUAUCAGAAGAACGAAAAGCAUGCUUCAAACACUGUUUCUCUGUCAGUUCUGUGUUUGUGGUGUACUGACUGCACCCUCCUUGUCUAAAAUGGAAGGGGUGAUCACUCCUGACCAGUCCAUACAGUCCCUGACCAACACAGGGGGCAACAGUCUGUACACUGACAUAGGCAACGCCUCACCCUCGGCAAGGUCCACUGGCGACGCACUGCUAACUGAAAGCAAGGUGGGAGUAGCUGAUGCAAAAGGCAUCGGUGGUGAGGACUUUGCUGUGACCAAUACUAUCACGUCUUCAAAGGACUCUGGUGCCAAAACGUUUGACCAGACGAGCCCUGCGUUCAACGAGGUUCAACCUACAGCUAAAGUCAUGAAAUCCAAAAAGGCCAAAGGAAAGAAGCAGACCAAAGGCAAAAACAAGACCCAAAAGACCAAAACUGUUGCUUCUGAUAACAGUCUAGUUGAUAAGUUUACAACUACGCCAAUGCCGCCGGUUUUCCAAACCAUGGAGCCGUUUGCUGGAAUGGGUGACUUUUUCACCACCACUCAGGCGUUUGGUUUCGACAAUUUCUUCACUCCACAGUUUACAACUCCCCUACCUCUACAGCCUGAACAGAACAACCCCCCGACCACUACAUUUACACCAUGUUCCGCAAACAUUCGAGCAAAUCCUCUUAACAGAAACGAAUAUCACUACUUGUCGGGGGCAUUCUCUGGAUACUACAUCAAAUGUCCUGCCGGUCUACAAUUCCGGGAAGAUAGGUGUCGAUGUGACUGGCCCAUUAUGGAGGCCGUGGAAAACUGCUCCUGCUGCAAAUCAGGUGUAAUGAAACAUGAAACACACAGAAAUAUGUUCAAACGACUAAUUAAUGGCGUUUGGGUGGACGACUCGUGUGUAUCACAAUCCAUGGUGUUUGACGACAAGGAAUGCAAAUGUGUAUGGAACGCCAACAAGGCCGGGAAGGAGAUCUUUCCAGUCGACAAACCCUCCAAAAGCUUUCUAAGAUAUAAUGAAAGAUGUGUAACACUAUUGAAUAUGACGCUGGAUAAAGAACUUAAAGACGAAGAUGGAAAGCAUAUAACAGCAAGAAAAAUCCAUAGCAGGAGAUUUAAAGCGAUCAAAGGAGCAGUCAACAAAGCCAUGUUGUUUGUUUAUACACCGUUCGAAUUACAAUCCUUUAAAGGAAACAGCCUAGAGAGAAACAUCUUCAUCAGUUUCAAUUUUAAGCCAGUAAUUCAGAAUGUUAAAAAGGUCACCCUCUUUUCUAAUGGUUGCGAGACCUCAGGUCCAACUCAGCAUGUUAACCAGCCGUCAAUAGAAAUCAAUUUCUUCCCACAUAACGAGACCAUGCAGUUCAUCUUCAGAACAGAAUCAAAAUCGUUGGACAUUUAUAGAAAACCAAUUCGAGACCCCUAUGAUUGGUACAGAGUACAAAUGUAUCUCCAAGACAAAGUACUGACCAUCAUAGUUAACAACGAAGUCCUCUAUCAAUCUAACGGUUUGAAUGGUAAAAUAACUACUACAAACUGCAACUUGAUGGUUGGUGGUUCACCCUUCAGCAACGAUCAAAAGUAUAUUGGAUAUAUGGAUGAGUUGUUGAUUGUAAAACAGUGUCCAUAUGCCAAAUUGAACAACAUCGGAACUCAAACUGGCUGAAGAUGACGUAAACAAGUUGAUUGAUAUCAAACCCCCAUUUGAUACCUAAAUUUGCUGUGGUUUUUUCACACAACUUGAAACCUCUGGAUUUUGUUGAGGUUUUUGAUUUUGGCAGCACUGUCUCGAUGGCCUACUUUUGGUGAUAGACCGAAUGAAUCUUUUGUCAGAGGCAUUGGAUAGCCAAAUACAACGCCCUGACUCUACUAGUCUGUCAUUGCUAUGGUGGUUUGAUGUUUAUUUUAAACAUGCAUUCCUAUGACAAACGUGUUUGGUAUGGAAUUUGGGACUUUGAGAAAUCCAUUAGACUUGUGUAAAUAGUUUGCUUUUUAUGCGCUAUGAUUUCAUUAUUCUUAUGAAUGCUAGUAUUCAAUGUAAUAAUUUGUUUCUCUUUUGCAUAUAUUUAAGUUGAUUUUCGUGAUUAGGUAUGCGAUACAUUCUUCUGUUAUGCAAUAUUUCAAUUUCUACGUACGGCGAAUCCCCAAUAGAAACAAUUGAAACCAUCUGGUCUUUUGGCGUUAGCUAUUUAUCAUAAAUGCCAGUUUAGUUGGGGUUUUUUGGCAAAAUCGCUGCGCAAAACAAAAAUUAUAAUUUGAAUAACAGAUUUUAUUAAAAAGCCUUCUGUUACACAAAAAUCCGAUAUGUUUCUUUUAAUAUCAGUUAUUGAUUUUUGUUUGUGGUAUUUGUUAAUUUGUCAUAAAUUGACAAUAUAAAUGUUUGCAUAAUUGUUAUUUAAAUUAAUGUCAUAGUAUCAUGAUUAACGCGCGCACAGUGUAAAAUAGACUUUUUUAAAAAUUGCUUUCCGGUGCUUUUGUUUUUCUCUUUGUAUUGCUAUUACGUUUUUUCUUGCAACUUCUACCGAAUGUGUAUUUUAAAAAAAUCAACCUGUUAAUAUAUGCAUUCUAAACUUUACUCGUUGUAAAUUUCAAUUUGGAUUUCAAACAAUGUUCUGUACUUAACUUGCUGUUGACUAAUCAGUUACACUGUUAACAUUAACUACUUAGAAACCCACUAAGAACUAAGAUGAUGUCCAAAUAAGGCUAGAUCUUUAAUUAAACGACCGGCCAGGUCUCUAGAUCUAAGAAUACCUAUGUGUGGUAUGUUUUAUCUCCUUGACCCCUCACUGUUUUCCAUAGCGUGUCUCGUUGACAUAUUUGUGGGAUGAUUUACCGACUCCCUGACAGGCCGCUCUGUGAAAGGCAUCCCCAUGGUCUAUAUUUGUCAACAAUUUAGUGUUCUGACUUCAGUUUUAUCUUAAGACGACACUACAAAAAUUCAUUGUAUAAGCUUCGAUAUGAGUUGUUCUAUGCUGUGUAAUUUGAACAUUUUUUUAUGUACAUAAAUAUUGUAAAGUACGCUAUGUCCUGAUUUAUUUAUUUUUUAAUUAUUUGUUAUUGGUAUUUAUUUUGUGCAUUUGAAUUGCAUAAGUCUGUGAUACAAUGUAAAUGAAAUAAAUUGUACUAAAUCAAACAAA